Brugia malayi is the source of this 276-nucleotide messenger RNA. RefSeq lists its product as uncharacterized. The record is from RefSeq and is a predicted model, not a curated record. The transcript has 3 exons. NCBI's taxonomy places the organism in Eukaryota, Metazoa, Nematoda, Chromadorea, Rhabditida, Onchocercidae. Bases 1 to 276 code for a protein of 91 amino acids.
AUGGCAAAGUUGAUAGUGUAUCUUGCUUUCAUUAUAUAUUGUGGCAGAGCUGCUAAUCAGCAACAAAACGCGCAAGGAAUGAGAAUAGGAAUAGUCGCUGAUGUUAUCACAGAUUAUAAAGCUGAAAAGUUGUGUGAUGAUGAGUUACUAAUGGCGACAAAACAAGUAGAGGAAUCAAUAAUGACGAAUUGUGACACAAUGAAAGAUGGAAGAUUAUUUAUUUUGGAAGAAAAACCGCUGCUAUUGAUGACAAACACUGUUAAUCUGAUAAAUUGA